AUGUGCAGACAUGGGCUUCACCAUCCAUACAGAUGUGUGUCCAGACAUCCCCACGUGGUCUGGCCCAAGGAUGAGGCACGUAACGUUCCUUCCCAGCCACCGUUCAAUAGCAGUAUCCACUCUCUGGUCGUGCUCGGUCACCUGCAGGAGAUUGGAACCCAAAUGCUUUUCAGCUCCGCAAUGAACACUGAUCCCAAAGACGCUUGGCCAUCUGGAUCCAUACUGAUGGUUUCUCGAGUUUCUCCCACUUUUACGCUGACCUCAGGGCAGAAAAUUCAGCCAGACCCAGAGUCAUGUGUGGCCAACGGGAAAGCCAGAAUGAUGGCUGGGCAAGAAAGAGCCAGCAAGUAG
Messenger RNA from Pipistrellus nathusii (Nathusius's pipistrelle), 351 nucleotides. Lineage: Eukaryota; Metazoa; Chordata; Mammalia; Chiroptera; Vespertilionidae. The record is from the annotation of a GenBank genome assembly.